AUGGCGUUAUUUCAAAAUUUUAGCACACACUCUUUAAGAUCAACAAGAGGUUUCAAAUUAAAGCAACCAUCCCCUAUAUCUAGUCCGCAACCAAUCAACAACUCAGCCUUUCCAAUCCAGCAACAACAACAAAAUACACAUCAACAGGUGCCUUUGAAUCAAUUUCAAACCAUAAACAAGGAUCCAGCUUUUUCACAAGAACAACAAUCGCAAAUUGGUCAACCAGUGUCAUCACAUAAAGAUAUAAGAAGUUAUGCUGAGCAAACUUUAGGGUCGGAUAAUGCUUUAAUUCAAGCAGUAAAACUACCAAGAGACGAAGAUUUGAACGAAUGGUUAGCUAUCCACGUGGUAGACUUUUAUAAUCAGAUAAAUAUGUUAUACGGUGCAAUUACUGAAUUUUGCUCCCCAGUGACAUGCCCAAGAAUGAUAGCAACUGAAGAAUAUGAAUAUUUAUGGCAAGAUUCCAAUCCUACUCCUUCUAAUCCAAAUGGUGUAUCUUCCAAUUAUAAUAGUGCCACAAUAAUAUCUUCACCUAAGAAACCUGUAUCAUUACCAGCUUGUGAAUAUAUCGAGAAUUUAAUGAAUUGGGUCCAAAACUUUUUUGACAACGAUAACAUUUUUCCCUCUAAAAUUGGGGCACCAUUUCCACAUCAAUUUCCAACUUUAGUUAAAACCAUAGUAAAAAGAUUAUUUAGAAUUUAUGCUCACAUAUAUUGUCAUCAUUUUCAUGAAAUAAGUGAAUUAGGUUUACAAAGUCAUUUAAAUACAAGUUUGAAACAUUAUGUGUUAUUUGCUACUGAAUUCAAUUUGAUAAGCAGGAAAGAUUAUGGACCAUUGGAAGAUCUAGUAGAUACAAUGUUGAAUAGAUAA
Lodderomyces pseudojiufengensis is the source of this 870-nucleotide messenger RNA. RefSeq names its product Mob1p (gene MOB1). Gene Ontology annotation, cellular component: nucleus; cytoplasm. The record is from RefSeq and is a predicted model, not a curated record. The coding region runs from base 1 to 870 and encodes 289 amino acids. Gene Ontology annotation, molecular function: protein kinase activator activity. Lineage: Eukaryota; Fungi; Ascomycota; Pichiomycetes; Serinales; Debaryomycetaceae. The transcript has a single exon. Gene Ontology annotation, biological process: positive regulation of protein phosphorylation; signal transduction; cell division.